Molecule: messenger RNA, 824 nt
Organism: Pelecanus crispus (Dalmatian pelican)
Lineage: Eukaryota; Metazoa; Chordata; Aves; Pelecaniformes; Pelecanidae
Source: RefSeq, a predicted model, not a curated record
UACCCUCACUUCUUGAAGAGAGAAGGCAACAAGCUUCAGAUCAUGCUUCAGCGUCGGAAGCGGUACAAGAACCGUACUAUUUUAGGCUACAAGACUCUGGCUGUGGGGUCUAUCAACAUGGCUGAGGUCAUGCAGCACCCAACAGAAGGUGGCCAGGUUCUAAGCCUUUUCAGCAACAUCAAAGAGGCUGCAGUGAAGGUAGCAGAAAUCUGGAUUUUCUCCUUGUCAAGUCAGCCAAUUGACCAUGAAGACAGCACUAUGCAAGCCAGCCAGAAAAUCAAGUCUACAGACAACUAUUCCGAGGAAGAGUACGAGAGCUUCUCUUCUGAGCAGGAGGCCAGUGAUGAUGCCGUACAGGGCCAGGAUUUGGAUGAUGAUGAGUACGAGCUGGGGAAGCCCAAGAAGCAGCGGAGAUCGAUAGUAAGAACGACGUCCAUAACCAGGCAACAAAACUUCAAACAGAAGGUUGUGGCAUUGCUGAAGAGGUUUAAAGUGUCUGAUGAGGUUCUGGAUUCAGAGCAGGACCCAGCAGAGCAUGUUCCAGAGGUGGAGGAGGACUUGGACCUUCUGUAUGACACACUGGAUAUAGAGAACCCCAGUGACAGUGGGCCAGAAAUGGAGGAUGAUGACAGUGUCUUGAGCACUCCAAAGCCAAAGUUAAAACCUUACUUUGAAGGAUUGUCACACUCCAGCUCUCAGACAGAAAUUGGUAGCAUCCACAGCAUCAGGAGCCAGAGAGAGCCAUCAAGUCCUGUAAGUCAUGUUUCAAGAAGGUAUUUAUCUGCAGGUAAUACAGCAGACCUGCACUGUCUCUAUUUGCAUGU